CAUUCACUGUCCCCGCUAUCAGCUGUUUGCUAAUGGAGUGUUUUUUCUCGUUUCUUGUUUAUUUUUCUUAAAAUGUAGUUUUUUGAUUAUUGUUUGCUGUUGCACUUGGCUACAUUACAUGAUACUGUUACAGUACAAAAAGAUCCACCUAAUCGUCCCAUCUGCAGCCACAGCAUCAACAAAUAAGCACCUCAAUGGACUGCGAGGGGGCGGCUGCUGCAGCGUUGGCAGACGACUCUGGCCAUUUCAGUUGCACCAGCGAUGAGGGAAACAGAACCAGCCCCAUCAGCAGUCGGGACCAGGAGCCGGAGAAAUCAAUGUUUCUUGUUAGGCAGGAGCUGCUAAAGUCGCGCAGCGAAAUCGAGCGGCUCGCGAAGUCUGAGCUGUGGUACAAGCAGGAGCUAAAGUCACAGAAACACGGUCGCCUGGAGACGCUGGAGCGUCUGUACGCCCAGGAGCGCAAAUAUCUGUUGGAGAAUCAGAGACUGCAGCACGAAUCAAUGCAACUGCAUGCCAAGUGUGCAUCGCUGGAGAAGCAGCGUGAGCUAGGGCAUCCAUUGUCUCUCGGUUUGUCUACAUUUGAGAACGAAGAUGGCAAUUGUGGGGACUCAUUCGAAGCACAGCAGCAAGAAGCGCGAAUCUCGGACCAGCGCCAGUUGAUUGAUGUGCUCCGCAAGCAAAAGAAGAUGCUCCUGGAGGAUAUACAACGGCUGAGUCUGGAGCACGACGAAAAGCUGAUGCAGCUGGAGCUGGAAAGCAAACACAUGACGGUAAAGUGUAAGCAGCUGCUGGACGAGAAGAGCCAGCUCGAGUAUCAUUUGGAGCUGAGAGCAACUGCCCUGCGCGGUGUUACAGCCGAGCGGGAUCAGCUGCGUCAAGUCAUUGCCGAGCUAAGCGAUACAUUGCUGACUCAAGAGCGAUUGCUGGCCCUAAAGGAGCAGGAAUUCCUGGAUCUCAAGCAGUUCUAUCAGCAGAAGUUGAGCAGGGAAACCAGCAUGGACGUUAUGCACACAUAUAGCUUGAAAUUUCACGAGGAGAUCAACAGCAAAACCAGUGAAAUAGCCACUCUGAAGAACUCACUGAAUGAGCUUCAAUCGGAACUGAUGGUCAUGUCCCAACUGGAGGCGCAGAAUGAGGAGCAGCAGCGCCAGUUGGAGCAAUUGCAGUUUACUGUGCGGGCUCAGCUCUUGGAGCAAGAGCAACUGAGGCAAAGUGAUGGCCUGAAGCUGGAUCAAGUGGAGAAACUAACUAUUUCCCUUGGCGCCCUGCAGCUGGAAAAAGAAACCCUCAGCGGAAAUCUGUUGGAGGCACUUAAUACACUGAAAAACCUAGAACAGGAGGUGCAUCGCCUGCACAGACAAUAUGCAGAAAUGUGUUCGAAGUGCGAGGACACCAAACUGCAGCUGGAACUAGAGAAAAUCGAGCUGGCCAAGCUGAGACAGGAAAGUUCUUUGAGGGAAAGCGCCCUCAGUGAGAAGCUGCGCGACUACGCAGAUCAGUGUCUCCGGCUGGGGGAAGCCAUGGUCAAAGCAGAGGCCAGACUAGAUAGCCAAUCGACGCAGGCAGAGAUAUGGCAAGAGCAGCUAAGAAAGAUGGACCAGAAGAAGGAGCAAGUGCAAGAGAACUGUCAAAGCCAAGGCACGCAAACUGAAGCCGAUGACCCAGUGCUGAUACAACGCAUUGAGGUGCUGGAGAGGCACCUGGCAGAAGUCAACGCCCAGAAAAUGCAAACUGUUUCACUGCUCCAGAAGCUUCUCCGGCAACAGGAUGCGAAGAUCAAGAGUACAUCUGAAAUGGAAGCAGAUUGGCGUCAGCUUCUGGAGGCCUUGCAAGUCACUCAACAAAUGGAGCAAGAAAUGCGACUGCAACUUCAGCAGAAAACGGUCGAGCUGGAUAAGUUGAAUGACCUCUUUGCCGGACAAAAUGAAGAGCUCCACAAUCUGCAACAGUUGAGCCUGGCCAAGGACCAGGAGAAUCGUCUGGAGCUGGAGCUGCUGAAAGAAACAUUCCGCGAGAAUUUGCAGAUACACUCUGUUGAUUCGAUGAACAUACAACGGCUACAAGGUCAGGUGAAAGGUUUGCUCGAAGAGCGCGAGCAGAGCACGCGACAGGAGCACAAGGCAGUGGACUGCCUGCGCUCGCUGGUGCAAGUGCUGGAAACGGAGACAGGCAGAAAGGUGCAGAGUGCCAAAAGCUGGCCGCAGCUGGCCAAGUUUUUACGCAAAGAGCUGCGAAACGGUAGACUGUCCCAGCGAAGGGCUGAAGAGCUGCCAGAAAUCAAACUGAAGCUGGCGGAGGUCACUGAAAUGCACGAGCAGAACCUGGUCAAGAUCAAGAUGAUGGAGAAAACUUUGGUCGCGGAACGUGCACGCUUUGAGGCAUCGGACUCGGGCAAGUCCACGGCCAGCACAACGCCCCUUGAACCCGCCCAUGAAGUUGCCAAUCUGAUCGAUGACUACAAGAAGCUCGUUCAGCAAACCGCCAAGGAGACGGGUCGCCCACGCAACAGCUACAUCCUGGAUCUGAUCGAGCGAAGUCAACGUUGCCAGCCAAAUUUGUGCCAAUUAAGCGAAGGCGUUGCCGCCUGUCGCUCCGAUAUGCAGCAGCUGAACAUGCUGCUCGCUGCUGCUGCUGCUGCUGGUCCAGAGCAGGAGAGAGAGGUCAUGCCCUCGCUGAUGGAAGAGCUGCGCGCAGUGUCAGGGCCAUCUUAGACAGAAGAAUGACAUUCUCUAACCCAUAGUAAACCUGUCAAUUUACUUUUAUUUGUAUACCCUUGCAGAUGGUAUUCUGAAUUUAAGUAGAUGCUACAAAAUCAGCAUCAGCAGGCGAUCCGAUCCAGCCAUAUUCGUAUGUUCAUCCUUCCAUCAUGCUUAGUUUGGUGUGUGUUGGAUAAAUGGUUGACUGAGUCAACCGGAAUGACCGAUCUGCCAGGGUAUAACAAUUUUCUUAGCCCGAAUCUGUCCAUGUACUUAAAUUGACUUUUUGGCUCGAAUUUCGUUUGAAAUGUGCAAUGCAGUCUGAUAGGAUUGCACCUACUGCUUAUACUAGUCAGUUAAAUUGAGAAAAUGUGUAUUUUUUGUUGUCGUUUAAUUUAUUUAGCACGAAUUUCUGUACCCACUUUUUUGUUGUUUAGUCGCUAGUUUCAAUUAACUUACAAUUUAGGUGCCAAUAUGCGAAUAUACAUAUACAUAUAUACACAUACAGUUUGAUAAAUUAUUU
Messenger RNA from Drosophila obscura, 3219 nucleotides. RefSeq names its product cingulin. The transcript has 4 exons. Lineage: Eukaryota; Metazoa; Arthropoda; Insecta; Diptera; Drosophilidae. The record is from RefSeq and is a predicted model, not a curated record. Bases 195 to 2711 code for a protein of 838 amino acids.